Molecule: messenger RNA, 3187 nt
Organism: Eublepharis macularius
Lineage: Eukaryota; Metazoa; Chordata; Lepidosauria; Squamata; Eublepharidae
Gene: AK5
Product: adenylate kinase 5
Exons: 14
Coding region: 313-2043 (576 amino acids)
Biological process (GO): nucleoside triphosphate biosynthetic process
Cellular component (GO): cytoplasm; cytosol
Molecular function (GO): nucleoside diphosphate kinase activity; ATP binding
Source: RefSeq, a predicted model, not a curated record
CGGAGUCACUCCGCCCCCUCCUCCUCGCUGCCUUUCCUUGGUGUCUUUCCAGCAGCCGCCCACUCCCACCCAGCCGCCCCCAGCUUGACUGGCAGCGCGCGGGCUGGGUGGGGAGGCUGGAUGCAGCUCCGGAGAGGAGGGGAAGGCGCUGCUCCUGCCGGUUCGCUCUAACCGCCUUUUGCCCUCCGGCAACGAGACAAGUGAAAGAGGCUGGAGGGAAGAAGGGAAGCAGCAGCAGGCAGGCUCCUAACCCGGGAAGAAGCCCCAGCCAGCAGCUCCGGCCGCGCCAUCGCCCUUUCUCCGCCAGGCGGCAUGAGCACCUGCGACGUCAAGGAGUAUCUGGCCAGGAAGGAGAUUCCGCAGCUCUUCGAGAGUUUUAUUAAUGGAUUAAUGUGCUACAAACCUGACGAUCCAAUAGAAUAUCUGGAAGGAUGUUUACAGAAAGUGAAGGAACUGGGAGGAGCAGAAAAAGUGAAAUGGGACACUUUUGUCAGUCCAGAAAAAAAGACUCUACCUCCACUUAAUGGCAGCCAGUCAAGAAGAUCAUUUUUCAGAAAUGUGAUGCCAGACAAUCCCAAUUUUCCUUAUCGGCGUUAUGAUCGACUCCCUCCAAUCCAUCAGUUCUCCAUAGAAAGUGACACAGAUCUCUCAGAAACAGCUGAACUCAUUGAGGAGUAUGAUGUCUUUGAUCCUACAAGACCUCGGCCUAAAAUCAUCCUUGUGAUAGGUGGCCCAGGAAGUGGGAAGGGAACCCAGAGUUUGAAAAUUGCAGAACGUUAUGGAUUUGAGUAUAUCUCUGUUGGUGAAUUGUUGAGAAAGAAGAUUCACAACACAAGUAGUAAUAGAAAAUGGAGCCUGAUUGCUAAAAUAAUUACCACUGGAGAAUUAGCUCCACAGGAAACAACUAUUACAGAGAUAAAGCAGAGGUUAAUGCAGAUCCCUGAUGAAGAAGGUAUUGUUAUUGAUGGAUUUCCAAGAGAUGUGGCCCAGGCUCUUUCCUUUGAGGAUCAAAUAUGCACCCCGGAUUUGGUGGUGUUUUUGUCCUGCUCAAAUCAGCGACUGAAAGAACGGCUAAUGAAACGUGCUGAACAGCAAGGGAGGCCAGAUGACAACCUCAAAGCUACACAGAGACGCCUAGUGAAUUUUAAGCAGAAUACUGUUCCACUGGUUAAAUAUUUCCAGGAAAAGGGUCUGAUUAUGACUUUUGAUGCUGACAGAGAAGAGGAAGAAGUUUUCCAUGACAUAAGCCUGGCUGUUGACAACAAACUGUUUCCCCCCAAAGAACACGUGGCAGGUCCAUGUGAACUUGAACUUAAUCUCAUUGUGGACUCUGGAGAUAUUGCAGAUACAGAAUUUGACUUUGAAGACCAGGUAGAUGACCAGUCAAAUCUUCCUGGACCUGAGAAUAUGGGAGAUUUUUCAAAAGGCUUGAAGAAAUCAAACAUAUUUUUCAUAGUUGGUGGACCUGGCUCUGGCAAAGGGACCCAGUGCAAGAAAUUAGCACAAAAAUAUGGAUUCACUCAUCUGUCCACAGAAGAUCUUCUCCAGCAUGAAAUUUCAUCAUUGUCAGAAAGAAGUAAGACUAUCAGAGACAUAAUGGAAAGUGGUGAAGUUGUACCAGGGGAUAUUAUUAUAGAACUCCUGAAAGAAGAGAUGGAUGCCAGUCUAGAAGACACAAAAGGUUUCCUGAUUGAUGGUUAUCCCCAGGAAAUGAAGCAAGGAGAAGAGUUUGAGGGCCAGAUUGGAGAGCCAUCCUUGGUGCUCUGCCUGGACUGUUCCUCUAAGACCAUGAGCAGUCGUCUUCUGAAACAAAGUCAAAGCAACCAAUGCCUCAUGGACAAUGCUGAAGUCAUCAUGAAGCGUAUUGAAAGUUACUACCAGAUGGCUGAGCCUCUGAUCACGUAUUAUGAAAACAAAAUUCCAGUUUUUAAGAUAAAUGCAGAAGGGACACCAGAAGAAGUUUUCCUUGAAGCUUGUUCAUCAGUCAAUAUUUUUCUGAAACAGGAAGAAACAGCAUCAGUUCUUUCACGCCACACACAGUAACUGCAGGUCUCUCUCUCUCUCUCUCUCUCUCACACACACACACACACACACACACUCUCUCUCUCAGCAAAACGGUCCUUGGAAAAUGCUGCGUAAAGCAAUAGCUGCUGACUUGAAAAAUACCUAAAAUUAGUGCAUGUUGUAAAGUUAAAAAAAAGAACCUAUUUAGUUUGAAUGGUACAAUAACUGCACCAGUAUCGUAUGCUAUCACAGUUUACACUUUUCACAGGGUAAAAACAACAGCUUUAAUUUGUAUGAAUUUAGUCUUGUUCUUCAAUAUACACAGUCAGCACUGAGCUCCUAAAUUAGCUGCCCAUCAGCAGAAUUAACACUGCAAUUGUUUCUGCAAACAAACAAUUCAAUUUUGAGGCUCUUCAAUCCUGCUCUUUAUUAAUAAUACUUGUAAAAUCUGUUUUCUACUAUUUUAUUGGUAGAACAAGCCUGCCUUGACAGCAUGGUCAAUAACACAGACGAGUGAAAGUUCAGCAAUUCUAAGAAAAGCAACAUACACAUGUCACAUAGCAAAUAGAUUGAAUGUGAGGCAAUUAAUGCCACAUAUGAAACAAGUUAUGUUGCUAUUGCUGCCAAACUUCCAAAUGUUCUACAGACUUAUGGUAAAGAUGAGUCUUACUUUGAAAUAACAUUAGAUAGGAAUACUUGUUUGCUUGAUAAAAAAAUCAAUUCUAAAUAUUGCUGAUGUCCCAAACUAUGCUAAUAUCUGAGUGUAAAAAACAUGCUAAACAUCUAACAACCACAACAUUCUAAAGGGAGGGAUGUAAUAAUUUUAUAUGUUAGCUAUCAUAUGUUUGAAAAGUAAACAUGGCAAGUGUAAAUUUCAGUUUUACAUCUUAUGCAGUUAUUUCUCAUUGCCUGAUAUUAAAUAUAAGUUAAAAGUGUGAAAGAAAGUGUUUCAGUUAAAUCACCUGUACUUAACAAUCCACAUUUCCAUACUUUCUGCCGAACACACAUGAAAUCAUUUUACCUGCAUCAAGCCAACCGAAAUAUCGAGGGCUUGUGUAUGCUGAGUAUGCUCUGUAUCAGCAUACAUAUUCGUGUCUUUAGAAAGUGACUGUUUUUCUUUGGGCCCUCCACCACUGUGGCUUGCAUGAUUGAUCUUUGUCAACAGUUGCAUUAUUAAUGAGCA